AUGGCGCCCCCUUCAUCGUCGUCUGCGACAGGCGCAAGCCGGAUGCCGAGCUUUAACUUCUUGCGAACGAGGUCCUACGUCUUCCGACUGCCGCUGUUCACUCGCCUGAUCGUCUUCCUUAUUGUGCUGUUGUGGUUCCUCAGUCUGCAGUCUACCUGGGACGUCCAGGAAUGGGGGGCUUUGGUCCCGGACAAGAUUGGGUUUACGACGGCCUACAGGACGAACACGUUCCCACUCGUGCACCUCAACUUCUUCCAUGCGCUCAUAAACGUGCUGGCGCUGACGCCCCUCCUCGAGCGUUUCGAGAGCGAAUAUGGCACGCUGACCUCGCUGGCCCUCUUCUUUGGGCCUCUAUCCACCUUCCCGGCACUUUUAUACGUGUUCAUCGAGCGGGGGAUCUUGAGGAGUAAUACGGCUGUGAUGGGCGCUAGGUUUGUGAACAUCGUUGCUAGCGAAGACACAAAGACGAGCAUUGCUAACGAGCUUGGCAACAACAGUAUCUGGGUGUUCCUCCUCCUGGGGAUGGAGGCCAUCCGGACAUACCGCACGAAUCCCCACCUGGUCAUCGCUACAUACCACAUCCCGACCUGGACGACGCCGCUCAUGCUCCUCCUUGUCCUUUCGGCCCUUGUUCCACAAACCAGUCUCCUCGGGCAUCUCUGUGGGCUGGCAUUUGGCUACCUCGGUAAGUUCACACCGGCCCUGUUCUUGACGGUUGGGCGUGACGACUUAUCAUGGCAAACAGCUGGCAUGGGUUACAUGAAGUUUGUGGCACCACCCGAGUGGGCGCUGCGGUGGAUCGAGGGCAAGCUGAACUUGCUGGGACGGCUGCCGCACUACGUCAGCGUGGACCAGAAGACGUACGGCCGGUUCGGCGUGCUUCCGUCUUCGGGCGGUUCUGCCGGCGGCUCAGGUGUGCCGCUGGGAUAUGUUGGAUCUACACAGAGGUUAGGGCCUUGA
Thyridium curvatum is the source of this 960-nucleotide messenger RNA. RefSeq lists its product as uncharacterized. Gene Ontology annotation, cellular component: membrane. The record is from RefSeq and is a predicted model, not a curated record. Gene Ontology annotation, molecular function: serine-type endopeptidase activity. The transcript has 3 exons. NCBI's taxonomy places the organism in Eukaryota, Fungi, Ascomycota, Sordariomycetes, Thyridiales, Thyridiaceae. Bases 1 to 960 code for a protein of 319 amino acids.